This is a messenger RNA of Rana temporaria (common frog), 2260 nucleotides long. It is a transcript of the gene S1PR1, whose product is annotated as sphingosine-1-phosphate receptor 1. The transcript is spliced from 2 exons. The record is from RefSeq and is a predicted model, not a curated record. Gene Ontology annotation, molecular function: sphingosine-1-phosphate receptor activity. Gene Ontology annotation, biological process: sphingosine-1-phosphate receptor signaling pathway; angiogenesis. Lineage: Eukaryota; Metazoa; Chordata; Amphibia; Anura; Ranidae. Gene Ontology annotation, cellular component: membrane. The coding region runs from base 379 to 1485 and encodes 368 amino acids.
UCUCUAGUAUUGCCUUCUGGGGAGGACAAGUAGCACCGGACUGACAUUGAAAGUGAAGACUCCUUGGAAAGUGUUGAGGACCCAGAGAAGAAGGAAUGCUGGAGCCUUAUGUACAAGGGAAGAAAGCCUCUGGGAUUCCUGCAAUGGUCUAAGUGCUCCAUGGACUAUUUACAUCUCAGUUACUGGACAAGAAGGAAAGUGCAGUGUGUUCUCAGUCCCAGCUGUGUGACCACAAGAAGUCUGCAAUUGUUGCUCCAAGGAAUGCGAGUAUAGUCAUAUACGCCGAAGAAGGAAUCUCAGCAACUGGAGCUUCAUUUGAACACCACAUCUGACAUCUAGUGUUGAUUUCAAGGAACUACACCGACUGCAACUGCCAAAAUGAUGGCUCAUAACGACUCUUUCGGUGACAGUAUUAUUAUAUUGCAUUAUAAUUACACUGGGAAGUACAAGCAUCCUACCAAGAAUGGUCUGAAGUCAAGCUCUAUUAUAUUUAUAAUUAUCUGCUGCUUCAUUAUAUUGGAGAACAUUCUUGUACUUCUAACCAUCUGGCGAACCAAGAAGUUUCAUCGUCCAAUGUAUUACUUUAUUGGCAACUUGGCACUUUCGGAUUUAUUAGCUGGAGCUGCUUACACCGCCAACAUUCUACUUUCUGGUUCAAAUACGUUCAAGUUGACACCAAUUCAAUGGUUUAUACGGGAAGGAAGUAUGUUUGUUGCUCUAUCUGCUUCGGUCUUCAGUCUCCUGGCAAUUGCUAUUGAGCGCUACAUCACCAUGUUGAAGAUGAAGUUGCACAAUGGUAGCAAAAGCUCAAGGUCCUUCCUUCUGAUUAGUGGCUGUUGGCUUGUGUCUUUAUUCCUCGGAGGUCUACCAAUUAUGGGCUGGAACUGCUUGAAGAAAAUGGAAAAUUGCUCCACUGUUCUUCCCUUGUAUCAUAAACAUUAUAUUCUCUUCUGUACCACCAUUUUCUGCAUAUUAUUGAUGGCUGUUGUCGUCCUAUACGCCAGGAUCUACUUCUUGGUAAGAACACGGAGCAGAAGUCUGACCUUUAGGAAAAACUGCGCCAGAACAAGCAGGAGUUCAGAGAAGUCCAUGGCAUUGCUUAAGACAGUUAUUAUUGUCUUAAGUGUCUUCAUUUUAUGUUGGUCACCACUCUUUAUUUUCCUCUUGUUGGAUUUUGGCUGUGAAGUUAGAGCUUGUGAGGUUCUUUUUAAGGCUGAAUACUUUUUGUCCCUUGCAGUUCUUAACUCUGCCACAAAUCCCAUCAUUUAUACCCUGACCAACAGGGAGAUGAGACGUGCCUUCCUAAAAAUGGCAGUGUGUUGUCAUGGCUCCAUUCUGAACGCAGGGGCAAAAGUUAAAAGGCCAAUUAUCACAGGAAUGGAGUUCAGUCGAAGCAGGUCGGACAAUUCUUCUCACCCACAAAAGGAUGAGGUGGACUACCCAGUGACCCUACUGUCCUCUGGCAAUAUGACUUCCUCCUCCUAACACAUGGACAGCAGACGUGGGUAUGAUAAGCUGCUGUAAGUGGACAUGGCCACCUAAUGGAAUAUCUCCUUAACCUCUGGAGAAUGCUAAGGACAUGCAAAGUCCAGACAAGUAGCAUUAGUUUUGAAUGGAGAUGCAAAGCACUUGACUGAAAAGGAAAAUAAGGAGUAAACAAACUGCAUAAACUAGACAGAUGCUUGUGGAACACUAGUCUUGCCUGGAAGGAUGUGAAUUUCAAUGAACCAUAUUUUAAUGAAGUGGAUCUUUACCUGUGCUUGCAGUGCUACCAUGCAAUCUAAUAACACUUACCGAAAGUGCAUAGGACACUUAGUUAUUAAACUUUCUCUAGAAGAGACAUUCUGGGCACUUGGUUUAUUCUACAUACUUCUAUACUCUCAUCUCUCUCGAAAUAUGUUCUAAAAGUUUGAGUCAACAUGAAUUCUCUGACUCUGAAAGAGUGUAGUUUACGCUUUUCUAAUUUCAGUUCUGAAGGCAUACACCCAGAUCAGAAGUUAAAGUAGAAGUCUGGUCAAAAUCUAAUCUUAAGCCUUCUCCCACCCCCGUUCUAAGUCCUAUACUAACUAGCCUGUAGAGUAGAGAUGUGUAUACUUACCUAUUCCCUGGGUGCUCCAGUCCACCUGAUCUCCCCAGCAGCCGGGUUCAGUGAAGCGGAGAGAUUGCUGACCAAGGCUGAAACUCCUGAAUGGUGACAUCACCCAUAGGCUUACUAUGGGCAGGGGUGGACUGAGCAUUGAGUCACUCGGGCACUGCUCGA